Aspergillus calidoustus is the source of this 1020-nucleotide messenger RNA. Lineage: Eukaryota; Fungi; Ascomycota; Eurotiomycetes; Eurotiales; Aspergillaceae. The record is from the annotation of a GenBank genome assembly.
AUGGCUCAAAUAGAGCUCCCUGCAGAGCUGAUCUUGCAUGUCGUCGAGUGUCUAAUACCCUCAACUCUUCCUGUGGUGUUCGGCCCCCAACACAUCGUGACUCGCACGCUUCGCAGCUUGACCCUGGUCUGCAGGCUGGUAUCCCGAACCGCCAAACACCUCUUGAUUAAGCACUGUCUUUAUAUCGAUACCAGUCAGCGACUGGACAGGUUACUGGACGUCUCUCCGUACGCCUUUGUAAGUCAGAAUGGACACUGUCCGUUCCCGGCUGGGCUUUUUCUCUCCCCUUUUCCUCCUGAGAACCUCAACAAGCCCUCCAUAGCACGGCAACUAGAUCACCUGUCAUUGGCAGUCUGCAGUGGCCUUGCACGGCUCGUUAUCGAUAUGCCCCUCCGAUAUCUCUACCCCGAGGACGAUCACUUACGAGUUCGCCCAAUCCUCCGAGAGGCAUUCAGGCGCAUGGCAAUGCUCGAGGAGUUUUGCUCCGUCCGAGACGAGCUCUAUUUGAGCACCAAGGAAGGGAUGCAGGAGCCAGCGAUUUGGUCUUUCUGGCCGCGCCUGCAGCGUCUCGCGCUGUACAACGUGGCCAUCGAGUCUAGCCAGUUCAUCGAGGGUCUGCGCCAGUGUCUUAACCUGACUCACCUAGUCCUUGUUCGACCCGACGGCCUGGCUGAUGGGGUCCCUGGGGAAGAGAUUGGCUCGGAAUUUCUGCCUUCGCUUCAGCGCCUUAUGAUCGUGAAUACCGCGGAGGGAUUCCUGCAUAGCACACACGUCGACCAAAGGACGUGGGAGGAAUCCUUUGUUGGACGACUGCAUGCUUUACGGAGCAGCUCUGGCUCUGGCGAUGCGGAUGCUGGCGACAGCGAUUCGGAAUCAGGGUCGGUUGCUAGUUAUCUCUCGCUACGAGUCCCGUUUGGCAGGGAUGAGGAGGAUAUUGAAAUAUGUCAGGAGUGGCUGUCUGUGCAGGCCGUCAAUGGUACACUGUGGGAUAUUUCUGAUGAUCAGCGAACUCUUAUUUGA